Mycena indigotica is the source of this 660-nucleotide messenger RNA. RefSeq lists its product as uncharacterized. NCBI's taxonomy places the organism in Eukaryota, Fungi, Basidiomycota, Agaricomycetes, Agaricales, Mycenaceae. The transcript has 3 exons. The record is from RefSeq and is a predicted model, not a curated record. Bases 1 to 660 code for a protein of 219 amino acids.
AUGUCCCGCCAGCUCAGCGCAAUCGACGUGCCCCGCCCGAUCGCGCUGCUGUGCACGCUCUUCCGCCUGCAGCCGCCCCGCACGGGCUUCCUGGCGCGCAACUUCAACGACCCACUCUUCCAGGCGCUCCGGGUGUGGACGGACAUUGGGGAUAUUUGCGAGAACGAGAGUUUUGACGGCCACCGCAAAACGAUUGUCGAGCACACCCUCAAUAUCCUCAUCCUCCCCGGAAUCCAUCGCGAGGGUCGAUUUCGCGGGCAGCCAUCGACAGACACGCUGCUCACGAAUGCCUCUACCCCGCCUUCCCCACUUCCGACAAGUCAGCACCCAUCACAGGCCAGCACCCACUCCUUCGCCCACCCCACAUCUGACCGCCCCGGCCCUUUCUAUACCCGGGACAGCGCUGGCCACAUCACGCAUCACCGCGACUUCUGGGACGUCAAGGACGUGUUGGGGCUGGUGCCGGGGGUGUCGCUGGCGCAGUGGAUUGGGACCCGGCUGGCGGCGAAGGGCGUGGCGUAUGCGACGUCGCUGUGGGGGCUGGGCGGGGAGAGGGAGCGAGAGCAAGAGCAGGAGCGGAUGGAGAAGGGUAUGAUGACAUCCCCGAUUCCGGUCCCUGUUCAGACACAGACGCGCACGCGGGCGUCGUCACGGGCGUAA